GUUGGUCGCCUAUCGAUUUAUUUCUGCUAAUUAUUUACGCAUAUCCCCGCAAAACGAUCUCUAUUUUGGUCCCCACUCCACCAUUCAAGCAUUUCUCCAUAUGCUGCACGAGACGAUCCUUUGCUGAUGCCGUCCGGCUGAACUGGGGGGCAUCCCAGCCGUUGGCCCUGUCAUCGGCCAGGCUCUGUUCUCACCAGAAAAUGUUAUGGCCGCGAAUUGACAAAUCCAGGCCGAUUCGAUGAUGAUUCGUGGCUGAUCCGAACAUCUAUUGCGUGGAUCUUGUAAACUCAUGCCGUCGAAGGGUAACUAUGAGCAGAAACGACCUCAGGAGUGAGCAAUUUGCUGCAGCAACUGGACACCUCAACGCUGCUGAAAAUGUAGCAAUGGCGCAAUGGUUUUUACCAGGACGACAAUAUAAAGCAGCCCGAUUUGACCUUCAAGAAUCCAAAUAUUCAAUCUUUAGACUUCAAACCAGCGAGCUACAAGAUGUGGCACUCCACUCCUUACUCGCAAAGCCGCUUUGCUUUGCUUUUCCAUCUUUUCUUUGCUCUUUAUCUUUCUCUCACAGCUGCGCUGCCUCUGUCUUCAGACACGAAUCUGACCAAAGUUCCUCUCGUUUAUAACCCCAAAUAUGAAAAAAACGGCACAAAGUCCUAUGUCUCUCUCUUGACAAAGUACAGCUUUGCGCCAACCAAAGAGGGCCCAUACUUUAUCACCGACCAAGUCAACGAACAAGGCAAACAUGGCGUGCUCAAAAAGGUUGGCGGUCGCGCCCAGGUUCGCAGAAAUGUCCUACGGAAGAGACAGGACAAUGGCCAGGCCGGUGAAGUUCCUGCGGAAGACCAGCAGAAUGAUAGCAUGUAUCUCGCGCCGGUGAAAAUUGGUACACCUGGACAGAAAUUCAUGCUGGACUUUGAUACCGGUUCUGCCGAUCUCUGGGUGUGGUCUACGGAGCUCCCUAGCUCACUUCAGUCUCAAAGCUCCAAACACAGAAUCUUUAACCCUGACAAGUCUAGCACCUAUAAGAAUAUGGAUGGAUACACUUGGAAGAUUCAGUACGGCGACUCGUCAUCAGCCUCUGGUACUGUUGGAACAGACAAUGUCAACCUUGGCGGUUUGGUCGUCAAGAACCAGGGCAUCGAGCUGGCCAGCCAACUUUCUCAACAAUUUGCGCAGGGCGUUGGUGAUGGUCUUCUCGGCUUGGCCUUCGGCUCUAUCAACACUGUUCGACCUCACCCUGUAAAGACCCCAGUCGAGAACAUGAUUGAACAAAAGGAAAUUCCCCCGUCCGCGGAACUCUUCACCGCCAAACUUAGCUCCUACCGGGACAAUGAAGAUUCCUUUUACACCUUUGGCUAUAUUGAUCAGGACACGGUUAAGGCUUCAGGCCAGGAUGUCUAUUACACGCCCGUCGACAACUCUCAGGGCUUUUGGAUGUUUGGCUCUGGCUCGGCCACGGUUAACGGCAAGACUAUCAACCGUAGCGGCAACACCGCUAUUGCGGACACCGGAACCACACUGGCCCUCAUUGACGACAACACCUGUGAAGCCAUUUACAAUGCUAUUCCCGGCGCGAAAUACGACCAGACUCAGCAGGGCUAUACUUUCCCAAAGAGCACUUCAGCCGAUAAGCUUCCCACAGUUAGCUUUGCCGUUGGUGGCAAGCAAUUUUAUGUUCAGAAGGAGGAUCUUGCCUUUGCUGAUAUUGGUAACGGUUACGUCUAUGGAGGCAUUCAGUCGCGCGGAAGCAUGUCCUUUGACAUUCUUGGUGACACGUUUUUGAAGAGCAUCUAUGCUAUUUUUGACCAGGGAAACACCCGCUUUGGGGCAGUCCAGCGCGUGGUACAAGGAAUAACUCAAAUACCACACAAUUUCCACCAAAAAAGGGCAAAAAGUUAUGCGUCGACCGGAAUCGAACCUGGGCUUCGUCGAUGGCAACGACGAAUUUCACCAUAA
Xylona heveae TC161 is the source of this 1956-nucleotide messenger RNA. Its product is annotated as acid protease. The record is from RefSeq and is a predicted model, not a curated record. Gene Ontology annotation, molecular function: aspartic-type endopeptidase activity. Gene Ontology annotation, biological process: proteolysis. The coding region runs from base 487 to 1956 and encodes 489 amino acids. Lineage: Eukaryota; Fungi; Ascomycota; Xylonomycetes; Xylonales; Xylonaceae. The transcript is spliced from 7 exons.